AUGUCAAAGGUUUGGGUCGAUACGUACACUAGCACCAAACAAAAUUGCAUUGAUUAUAGGAGCAAAAUUUUCGAAGAACUUGAACAAUUAAUAACAUUUUCUGAUUCUCCAUCAUCCCAACCAGAACUCAAUUACCAUGAUGUUGGGCUCAAUUCCUCUGAAAUUGAUGAGUAUUGGCUUUCGAAAGAACCAGCACAACUUGAUGCUUCUUUUAUACAACAAGUUGCUCAUGAAGCUGAUUCGCAAUCGAAUGUUCAUAUUGAUAGAUCUGGAAUUAGUCAAUCAAAGAAAAAAGUUGCAAAAGAGAGGAUAGAAAAAACUUAUGGGAUAACUCGACAGGUUUUGGAACAGCAGUAUUUUGGCACGACUCUUGAACAAGCUGCUAAACAUGUUAAUGUUAGUAAAUCAACAUUGAAACGAAUGAGUAGAACGUGUGAUAUACCUAGAUGGCCACAUCAUAAGACUAGAAAGGUUGAUGGCCAUGUUAACCAAGGCAUUUCUCUACCGGUUGUGGCAGAUCAUUUGGUUCAUAACAUGAAAAACAUGUCUACUGUUGUUGACGGGAGGUUACUUGAUAACAACGACCAGGUUCCUAUUGCUCCUCCAAGGGCUACUGACCUAGUAGCCAGUCUUUUGAAUGAUCUCCAUAUUGCCAGGGAACAGAAUGAUGCCCUCCAUACUGAAAUUGAGACUAUGCGCACUAACCUGGCUGAGUCACUGGGAGAAGUUGCUCGUUUAAAGGAGCAAUUGCUGCAGCAACAACAGGAAUAGUAUUGCUUGAGUAAAUCUCCUGUCAUCAUCUCAUUCCCCUCGUCCUGAUUCUCUAUACCAAACUCAUCCUAUUUGCUUCUUAUUGUGCUGGAGCUCUUCACUGGGCUUAAAACAGUGUGCAUCAUGUUUUGAUUUGUUCUUUAUCACUGUUUGAUUGAUCUUUUGUAUCUUGUUUGGAUGAUUAAUAUCAUUACAUUGUGUUGGUUGUAUCUAUUAUGACUCACUUUUUGCCUUUGUAUAGGACCAUUUGUGGCCA
This is a messenger RNA of Solanum lycopersicum (tomato), 1027 nucleotides long. Lineage: Eukaryota; Viridiplantae; Streptophyta; Magnoliopsida; Solanales; Solanaceae. The record is from RefSeq and is a predicted model, not a curated record.